Drosophila montana is the source of this 1424-nucleotide messenger RNA. RefSeq names its product arrestin domain-containing protein 17. Gene Ontology annotation, biological process: protein transport. The record is from RefSeq and is a predicted model, not a curated record. The coding region runs from base 97 to 1317 and encodes 406 amino acids. NCBI's taxonomy places the organism in Eukaryota, Metazoa, Arthropoda, Insecta, Diptera, Drosophilidae. The transcript is spliced from 5 exons. Gene Ontology annotation, cellular component: cytoplasm.
UGGCCAGCCCAAAUGCAUUGUACCCGGCCUCAUUGGCAUAGUUCGGUUCGGCAAUUUUAGGAUCUAUCGUAUAGUGCGGGGUUUACGGCCAGCGAAAUGGUUGUUACGUGCGAGUUCAGCUUCGAUAAUAACAGACACGGCACCUUCUACGCCGGGCAGCUUGUGAGCGGCUGCGUGACCCUUAAAUCGGAUAAAGUCAAGGAGGUUCAAGCUGCGCUCGUUAAAGUCGUGGGCUACUCUAUAACCAAAUGGAGCGAAAGACGGCUGGCAACAACCAAACUAUUCGCCGGUCGAGAGGAAUAUCUAGCAUCGCAGACAUAUCUCGUUGGCUCGGAGCAAUCCAAUGACAGACACAUUAUACAGGCGGGUGUGCACAACUAUAAUUUUGCCUGCCAGCUGCCGUAUCAGUGCCCCACAUCGUUUGAGGGUCGCUAUGGCUGCGUACGCUAUAUAGUCAAGGUACUGCUGGUCCGGCCCUGGAAAUACAAUCAGGCCUAUACGCAUGGCAUCACUGUGCUGAAAAUGAUGGAUCUGAACUGUGAAACGCCGCAGCUGAGGCUACCAGCGCGCAGUGAGAACUACAGGACCUUCUGCUGCGGUCCCUGCAAGACGGCGCCCCUCAAAAUGGAACUGCAUCUGCCCCAGGCGGGCUAUGUGCCCGGCCAGCGGAUACCCGUCACCGUGCUGCUGAUCAACAAUAGCAAUGUGGCCGUCUCUGAGGUGCGUCUCUCGCUGGUCAUGCUGGUCCGUUACUUUAGUGUUACGCCGGAGCAUUCGCGCGUGGAUCGCAUUGUGAUUGGCAAGGCCAAGGGUGACUCCGUGCUGCGACGCAGCACGCGUUCCCUGACCCUGGACAUGGUGGUGCCCAGCACGCCGCCCACCUGCCUCGAUGUGUGCAAGCUAAUACAAAUUGCCUAUCAGCUGGAGGUGGAGGCGCUGAUUAAGAGCCUGCGGGAACAGCAGAUGAUCACCAUGCCCAUAACGAUAGGCACCUGGCCGCUGGGCAACAGCUCAGCCGCCUCGGAUGUGGUGCAGCAGCAGCCACCCAGGCGCAGCGCACGCUACGAGUCGCCGGCGGAUGAGCUGCCCGUGGUUACAGCGCUGGCAAACCAGCUCAACUCUCCAGAUAUAGCUCUGCCCACGUUUGAGGAGUCAAAGCACACGCUGCACGGCAACAUUAACGAGGAGGAGCUUUAUGCGUUCGGAGUCAACGAAUUUGCGCCCUUAUAUCCGGUUUACAACAUUCCAAGUCCUGAACCCGUUCUUUCGGCGAACAGUCGGAGUAUCGGUUUCAUCAACCAAAGCUUUGAAAAAUAAGCUUUGUUGGCACUUGGGUGGGGGUUGUUAAAUAAGCUCGAGAAUUUUGAUUUGCAUAUAAAUAUUUACUAAGAAUUGUUGAAAUAUAUUUGAAUUUGUAGUACAAA